Molecule: messenger RNA, 1239 nt
Organism: Babesia ovata
Lineage: Eukaryota; Apicomplexa; Aconoidasida; Piroplasmida; Babesiidae
Product: diaminopimelate aminotransferase, putative
Exons: 2
Coding region: 1-1239 (412 amino acids)
Source: RefSeq, a predicted model, not a curated record
AUGAUGGUUUGGGGAAGCGCAAUUGUAGGUGGUGUGGCAGCGCAGCUCGCCAUGGUGCUUCUCAUGCACCCGGCCAUGAUAACGCUGUCGGCGGCCGGCCCCAGCUCCCACGGUGCACCGGAUACUGAGAAGGCCGAUUACGGUCAUUUCGUGCUCAACAAUUGCAAUCCCGAGUUCUACAAGACACUGUGUGACCCCCAUGAGAAGGUACUGAGGCCAGCGUUCCGAAUCGCAUGCUUUCGCAUCAGGGAAACGCCUCGUAACCUUUGGGAUUGCGCCCCCAAACGUGUCACGGGGAUCAUAGUGACGAAGAAACGGAACAUCGAUCAGCUGCAGAUCAUGGAUGAAAAGGUUCGUAACACGAAAGGGGUGGAGCCGUCGGAUUUGGCAAUGUACCGUGAGCUGACGCUGCAGGUCGCUCGCUUGAUCUUAGAGGAGGCCAAGUCGCUGCCUACAAAGCAGAGGGACGAUGAAGACAAGUCCGACGUUUCAGAGGGUGAGGAAAUUGAUACAGACACCGCAACGAAGGCUACCACGCCGGUGACUGACCCUGCAAGGCGCUUGUCCCUAUUGCUGACGGCUAGCGCUGAAGGAAAUAAGGGGGAUGGCAUGGAAAGGCUGUUGAAGGAAUGCCUAAUCAUGACAAAGGAGCUGUGCAGAGGGCACACGAACCAUGCAGAGUACAUGGGCAUUCUUUUCCCCAAUUUUGGGCAGGCAACCCGCAAGGCCACGGUGAAACCGAGUAUUCCUCAGGGGACGGUCUCCCCACCCAGGGGUGACGCAAAACUGGAUUCCUUUGGUACCGCACACAAGGACAUCCUGAUCCAAUAUGCCCAAAAGUUCCUCGUGUCGCAGCCCGCAGCCAACUUGGAGUUCAUCAAAAAGGCAGAUCCGAACAAUAUAUGGAGCAAGUAUUCAAGGUCUCGCACUGUGUUGGUGAGGUUCCUCAACGACACUAAAACCAGGCUUUCUGUCAUCAUGAGCCCCGAACACUACAAGGCCCUGAGCGAUGCCUUCAGCAAAUACGCCGAAAUGACGGGGCGCGCACCCGUGGUCACGCAGUCAAGAAGCACUACCGCCACUGUAGACGCCCUAAAAGCGACACUUGUCAAGGUUCUGAAGGACGAGGUCACGAUCGACAGAACGCUGCGCUUGUACGGCACCAACGGGACGCGGGCAUGGUUCGUAAGGGUGACACACGAGUAUCACGCGGGCGAAAGCGCUCUCAGCAGACCGUAA